ACGGUUGUGAUGCCAUCGGAAACCCACGUAUAGCCGUCUGACUCAAACCGAAGUCACAGUGGGUGAAAACUUUGAAAAACUCACCGAGAUGGAAGCCGCUGUGAAGUUUCUACAGUCCCAAACUACGGUGCUCCUGGAACGAGUGGACGACCUCGAGAACCGGUCCCGCCGGAGAUAGAGAGAACUCACCGCUCCCUCGGUCCCAGACCGCUGGAUGCUGGCGCCGGAAAACCGCGGACCUUCAUCAAUAAAUUCCUCCGUUUCCAGGAGAAAAAAAAAGUCCUCAGAUGGGCCAGACAACAUAAACUGGAUUACUGCGGCACCGAGUUGAGUUUACCCGGACAUCAGCCCUGCUUUGGCCAAGAAACGAGCUGCUUUCAACCCCGUCAAAAAUAUGCUCUACCUGAAAGGAAUAAAGUUCCGCUUGCUGCAUCCCGCCCGUCUCCAGGUCUGCUUCAGAAAUGAAAACUUGUACUUUGAUUCUCCACAAAAAGCCCAGGACUUCUAUGACGAAAGCAUCGCUCCCUCAGUGACUCACUCGCUCCAGUAUUUCCACACUGCGUCCUCUCAAAUUACAAACUUCCCAGAUUAUGUGGUCGUGGCUUAUAUUGAUGACAUUGAGAUCGGUCACUAUGACAGCAACACAAGGAAAGCAGAAGCCAAACAAGAAUGGAUGAAGAAAUUUGCAACGGUGGAUCCAGAGCACUUUUUGUGGCAGACAAAUUUAGGUAUUCGCAGUGAAGUGAAGGACAAAGAGGACUUGGAAAGUUUACAGAAGCGCUUCAACCACACUGAAGGUCUUCACAUUUACCAGAGGAUGAAAGGCUGUGAAUGGAAUGAUGAAACUGAUGAAAUCAAGAGUUGGAGACAGUCCAGUUAUGAUGGAGAAGAUUUUUUAGCAUUAGAUACCAAGACAUGGACAUGGACUGCAGCAAAACCACAAGCCUUCCCCAUGAAACACACGUUGGACCAUGAUCAAGCUUUUAUGACAUACUUCAAGUUUUACCACACUGAGAUCUGCGUUCAAAACUUGAAAAAGUAUGUGAACUUUGGUAGAGACGUACUAAUGAGAACAGACCUUCCAAAGGUGUUUCUCCUCCAGAAGACGCCGUCCUCUCCGGUCAGCUGCUUCGCGACAGGUUUCUACCCCAGCAGUGCAACACUGUUUUGGAGGAAAGACGGCAAGGAUCUCCACGAGAACGUGGUGCACGGAGAAGUCCUACCAAACCCCGAUGGAACCUUCCAGAUGACAGUGGAUCUGAAUGUGGAGGUGACGGCCGAAGUGGAGGGCAAGUACGAAUGUGUGUUUCAGCUGUCUGGUGUCAAAGAGGACCUGGUCACCAAGCUGGAGAGAAGAAGCAUCCUGAGCAACGCAAGCGAUGAAGACAACGUGAAAGUCACCGUCGGCGCCACGUUGGCGGUCGCUGCAGUGAUCCUCGCUAUCAUUGUCAUUGUCAUAGUCGCCAUACGUCACAAAAAUAAAAAAGCCAACUAUGUUCCACCUGCUGGUGACGAUGGUACCUAGUGCUCAGAGAACUCUACGGAUGAAAGCAGUCGGAACACAGAUCUUUUGUGCACUGGGACAGAUAGCGACUACUGAGGAGCGUGGUCACACUUGAAGACGAGAAGGACAUGUGUUUUGCUCAUCAUCAAACUGCUCCUCGUGUUUAACAGUCUCUUGUUUUUUUAAGUUUAUGUCUUAGAAAUCAAGUUACGAUCAAAUGUUUUUGCCCCCUAUGGUGGGAUCACUUGCACUGUAACAGUAGUAUACUUGUAAUUAUGCAUUUUCAUUUUCGUACACUUCUAAUUCUUUGGCCAAACAUUAUGCACCUCCCAAACAAUCAUAUGAAGACGUGUUGGUGGGAUUGAGGAGGUCUUCGAAGUAUUCCUUCCACCUAUCCACAACAUCCGCAGUUAAGGUCAGCAGAACACCAUCCGCACCAUACACGGUGUUGACAGUGCACUGCUUCCCCUUCCUGAGGCGGCGGAUGGUGGUCCAGAAUUGCUUCGAAGCCAUCUGGAAGUCAUUUUCCAAGGCUUCCCCAAACUCUUCCCAUGUCCGAGUUUGUCCGGUGAGGUGGGCGGGGGUGUAAAAUAUAUUCAGGAAGUGUCAUGAAUACAAAGGCUUAUGGGUAUUUGUUCUGUUGCGUUUAUGUUGUGUUACUGUGAGGAUGUUCUCUCGAAAUGUGUUUGUCAAUCUUGUAUUGUGUGGCUUCACAGUGUGGCGCAUAUUAGUAAGUGUUAAAGUUGUUUAUAUCACAACCAUCAGUGUACUCUGUAUCACCCAGUAUGCCUUUCAAUCUUGUAGUGUAUUUGUGGAAGCUCCACACGACAUAUUGCUGGACCAACAAUCGAUUCGUUCAUGUUGUCAAAAGGUGCCAAAGGUAAUGGUUACACAGCAUGACCAUAUUAUUGUCAUCAGGAUGAACGCUAUUGGAUAGUCGCGUGAACGUAAGCGGCUCCAAUUGCCUUCAUUACUCUGUGAAACAGGUUCUACAUGGCUCUGUGGGUGGUAAAGGUGCCCAACCUCUGAUAUAUUUCAGCGGGCGGUUACGGUCCUGAUAAAAAGUUGGUUCGGGUGGACGGCAGGUGGAUGACGACUUUGGUGAUGCGGAUGCGGAUGAUAUAAUUGCCUAUCCGCGCAUCUCUGACGUAGAUCAUUUGAUAAAGUGACUGUUUCAAUGUUGCAGUUUUUGAACACACCACUAGGGUGUGCCCAAUAGGAAAUCCGUUAUUACCACUCUCUCAUGCAGUGUUAUGUACAAUUGCUGUCCGCCUGAACUAUUAAUAAAAGCCAAGUUAUUCAUGCAGGUAACUACAAAAAACAACAGCUAUUAAUGCUAAAAAGCCUAUGAUGUGUUAUAUGUAGCCUAAACCGAGUGUUUGUUUGCAACAAUGUUUCUGCUUGACGAUAUAAUUCGCCAGCUCAACUUUCGCCCUGUUAAUACUUCUUGUUACACAGCAGUUACCCUAUCCUACAACUAGGGGGCAACACAGACCAUGUUUAAAGCACUGUCUAAAUCAGUGGUUCUCAACCUUUUUUUCAGUGAUGUACCCCCUGUGAACAUUUUUUUAAUUCAAGUACCCCCUAAUCAGAGCAAAGCAUUUUUGGUUGAAAAAAAGAGAUAACGAAGUAAAAUACAGCACUAUGUCAUCAGUUUCGGAUUUUUUAAAUUGUAUAGCAGUGCAAGAUAUUGUUCAUUUGUAGUGGUCUUUCUUGAACUAUUUGGAAAAAAAGAUAUCAAAAUAACUAAAAACUUGUUGAAAAAUAAAAAAAGUGAUUCAAUUAUGAAUAAAGAUUUUCACGCAUAGAAGUAAUCAUCAACUUAAAGUGCCCUCUUUGGGGAUUGUAACAGAGAUCCACCUGGAUUCAUGAACUUAAUUCUAAACAUUUAUUCACAACAAAAGAAAUCUUCAACAUCAAAAUUCAUGGAACAUGUCCACAAAAAAAUCUAGCUGUCAACACUGAAUAUUGCAUUGUUGCAUUUCUUUUCACAGUUUAUGAACUUACAUUCAUAUUUUGUUGAAGUAUUAUUUAAUAAAUAUAUUUAUAAAGGA
This is a messenger RNA of Nerophis ophidion (straightnose pipefish), 3558 nucleotides long. Its product is annotated as major histocompatibility complex class I-related gene protein-like. NCBI's taxonomy places the organism in Eukaryota, Metazoa, Chordata, Actinopteri, Syngnathiformes, Syngnathidae. The coding region runs from base 395 to 1525 and encodes 376 amino acids. Gene Ontology annotation, biological process: immune response. Gene Ontology annotation, cellular component: external side of plasma membrane. The record is from RefSeq and is a predicted model, not a curated record. The transcript has 8 exons.